This is a messenger RNA of Sesamum indicum (sesame), 2644 nucleotides long. It is a transcript of the gene PUB13, whose product is annotated as plant U-box 13. Gene Ontology annotation, molecular function: protein binding; ubiquitin-protein transferase activity. The record is from RefSeq and is a predicted model, not a curated record. Lineage: Eukaryota; Viridiplantae; Streptophyta; Magnoliopsida; Lamiales; Pedaliaceae. Gene Ontology annotation, biological process: protein ubiquitination; cell surface receptor signaling pathway.
GCAGUUAAGCUGAACUCCUGCGAAGCCGCGCCACUAUAACACCCCUCCCUCCCCGGGAACCACCCACCAGAGUGUGAAGUCUAGCCUGGAAACCUUCCAUUUUUCUCUCUAUGUCUCUGUCAUGGAGAAGUCUAGGACCCGGACCCAGAUCCUGACCCGGACCCAGCUAUUACAGUCUCCAGCCAGCUCAAAUUUAGUUCUUCUCCGUUGACUCCACCUCAACAUUUCUAGUGAUUUUUAGGUCGUCUUCUUCUUCUUUGAAAAGUCUCCAUUUGGGUUCAGAUCUCUGGCGACAAUGGAGGAUGAUAAAACCGCGUUGUCGCGGAAGCUGAUCGAUAUAGUGAGCGAAAUCUCGGCGAUUCCUGAGUACAGAAGCACUGUGAAGAAGCAGUAUACUAAUCUAGCUCGGAGGCUGAAGCUGUUGACCCCAAUGUUCGAAGAAAUUCGUGAUAGCAAAGACCCACUUCCCGAGGACUCCAUCAGAGCUUUAGCUUCCCUGGCGAGCGCCCUCGAAUCAGCUAAAGAGUUGCUCCGCUUCGGCAGUGAGGGCAGCAAGAUUUAUCUGGUCUUAGAGAGAGAGCAAAUCAUGAGUAGAUUUCAAGAAGUGACAGCUGAAUUGGAGCAAGCUCUUAGUGCCAUUUCUUUUGAGAAACUUGAUAUAUCAGACGAGGUGAAGGAACAGGUUGAGCUUGUCCUUGCUCAGUUCAGAAGAGCCAAGGGAAGGGUCGAUGCACCAGAUGGUGAGCUGUAUGAUGAUCUUUUGUGCCUCUAUAACAAGAAUAAUGACGGUGAAGAAGAUCCAGAUGUAUUAAGGAGGUUGGUCGAAAAAUUACAGCUUGGUGGCAUAGCUGACUUGACUCAAGAAUCACUAGCUUUGCAUGAGAUGGUUGCUGCAACAGGUGGGGACCCAGAGGAAAGCAUAGAAAAAAUGUCAAUGCUGUUGAAGAAAGUUAAGGAUUUUGUUCAGACAGAAAAUCCAAAUAUUGAUUCUACUGCUGCCGAAAAGUCUGCCCCUACAAGUAGUAGCGGAAAGACAUCAGCCGAGGGAAAUCAGAAAAACCUGGUUAUACCAGAUGAUUUUCGCUGCCCCAUCUCAUUAGAGCUCAUGAAGGAUCCUGUCAUUGUCUCAACGGGACAGACUUAUGAGAGGUCGUGCAUCGAGAAAUGGCUAGAAGCAGGGCACAGUACUUGUCCCAAGACGCAACAAGCACUGACUAGCACUGCUCUUACACCAAAUUAUGUUCUUCGAAGUCUUAUAGCGCAAUGGUGCGAGGCAAAUGGCAUUGAACCACCAAAAAGACCAGGUAGCUCUCGAGCCACCAAGACGGGGUCUGCAUGUUCCCCCGCAGAGCGUACUAAGAUAGAAGCACUUCUCUAUAAGCUCACAUCUGGGAACCCUGAAGAUCAGCGGUCUGCAGCUGGUGAAAUCCGUCUUCUUGCCAAGCGAAAUGCCGACAAUCGUGUGGCGAUAGCUGAAGCUGGUGCUAUUCCUCUGCUUGUCCAGCUUUUAUCAACCCCUGAUUCCCGCACUCAGGAGCAUGCUGUUACUGCACUUCUUAACCUUUCCAUAUGUGAAGACAACAAGGGAAGCAUCAUAUCCUCUGGUGCUGUGCCUGGUAUAGUUCAUGUGCUCAAGAAGGGGAGUAUGGAAGCUAGAGAAAAUGCAGCUGCCACCUUGUUUAGCCUCUCGGUAGUAGAUGAAAACAAGGUAACAAUUGGCGGUUCAGGAGCAAUUCCACCGUUGGUGACCCUUCUUAAUGAAGGUACACAACGGGGAAAGAAGGAUGCAGCAACAGCACUCUUCAACUUGUGCAUAUACCAAGGCAACAAGGGAAAAGCCGUCAGGGCAGGAGUUAUUCCCAUACUCAUGCGACUGCUCACUGAACCUCAAGGCAGCAUGGUGGAUGAAGCACUCGCUAUACUGGCAAUAUUGGCCAGUCAUCCUGAAGGGAAAGCCGCCAUUGGAGCUGCUGAGGCAGUACCCAUUUUGGUGGACGUUAUCAGGAAUGGCUCCCCGAGGAACAAAGAAAAUGCAGCAGCUGUCUUGGUGCACCUUUGUUCUGGCGACCAACAGCACCUUGUUGAAGCCCAGGAACUAGGGGUAAUGGGGCCACUACUUGAUUUGGCACAACAUGGCACGGAAAGGGGUAAGCGGAAAGCUGCCCAAUUGCUUGAGCGAAUGAACAGAUUUGUAGAAACACAGAAGCAGGCCAGGGCUCAAGCAGAUACACAAACACAGAAUCAGCUCUCACACCCACCCUCAUCGGCUAAUGCUGAUAAUAGUUGAGUAUUCUUGUCUAUUUCUUCUUACUUGGCUUUAUUUGUGUCCAGAUCUCUUCAGUGUUCCAGGGUCGUAGCUUGGUUUGAAGGGAGAAGGUGGAAGAUCACCUCUCCUGUCCUUUUUAAAGUUAUUAUUUGUUAUGUUCCGGUCUGGACUAUAACGAGAAAAUACAGCGACAGGAGUAGAGUACAAAAGAGAAUUCUCCGAGCUAUGACAUAAUGUGAACGCCAAAUUGUACCUUGUAAAAUGCAAGUAUAAUCAUCCUCAGUUUUUAUUCAAGAACUUCGCUGUGUUAAUACCUUGGUCACCCUCUACGACAUGUUACAUUAUAUAAUCUGUUUUAAGAGAAUUGAGAUGUACCCA